GCGUACAUGACACUGUCGCUAUUCUGACUGCACGGCGGCAGCGCAAUACAGUUGCUGCUUUCUGCAUGAGUUGAAUUAUUUCGCUUUUAAUUGUCUCAUUCUUUCUUCUAUUCUCCCCCUCCCGUAGGUGAGCUAGUACACUGAACAUCACAGACCGCCCGGAGAUCUGCUAUCAUCCCGUCCACUGCAUGAGAGGCAAAAUAAACUACUGUCCUGUCCGGAUCCGCUUGAGAAGCAGCGGGACCUCUGCGCUGUGAAGUGUCGCUCCUGAGCCGUGCAGCAGUGCGCGGAGCCGAGACGCGCUAGACGCACUGAAAGGGCAGGAGGGGGAGAGGAGGGGAAGGUGGAAGAUAUUUUACGCGCAGCAACAGCAAUCAGUAGCCCAGUCUGACACGCGACUGCUAACUGGGAGUCGCCGAUCCGUUUAGGACUCAAUACCAUCGCUUCGCCCUCUCGCUCGGAUUUGCACUUGGCUGGCUGGGAUGGAUUCCUUCAUCAUAGCGGCUUUGGCACUGUGCUCGCUAACGGCACCGGCUUAUGGGGACAAAGGGACCAGCAAAGCCCGGAGUUGUUCGGAUAUGAGACAGUUUUACAACGCGAAAGGAUUCCCCCUGGACACUGUCCCGCAGUCUGAAAUUUCAGGGGAGCACCUGCGCAUCUGUCCCCAGGGCUACACCUGUUGCACCAGCGGCAUGGAGGACAACCUGGCCAGCCUGAGUCGCAGGGAGAUGGAGGGACUGCUCAAAGACGCUGGACGAGCCUUACAAGUCUCACUGACUGGACAGUACAAGGCCUUUGAUGGUUAUUUCCUGGAUCUGCUGAACCGCUCAGAGGUGGCUCUACAGGAGACCUUCACUCAAGCUUGGGGCCCUCUUUACUCCCAGAAUGCCCAGGUCUUCUCUGACCUGUACACAGAACUGAGGCGCUACUGCCGAAGCGCCAACGUCAACCUGGAAGAGGUGCUCAAUGACUUCUGGACCAGACUGUUGGAGAAGCUUUUCAACCAGGCGAACAGGCAGUACCUCAUAGGUGAAGACUACUUGGAGUGUGUCUCUAAGCAGAUGGAAACACUGCGGCCAUUUGGAGACACACCCCGUGACCUCACGCCGAAGAUCACACGCACAUUUGUGGCAGCCCGCACUUUUAUCCAGGGACUGGUGGCCAGCGGAGAAGUGGUGCGAAAAGUGUCCCAAGUGCAGCUGAGCCACGAGUGCAUGCGAGCCAUGAUGAGGAUGACUUACUGUCCUCACUGCCGUAGCAUGGCCUCUGCCAGACCUUGUGCCAACUACUGCAGCAAUGUGAUGAAGGGCUGUCUCGCCAACCAGGCUGACCUCAACACUGAGUGGAGGAAUCUGGCAGAUACUUUGAUGCAGGUGGCUAAUCGCUUUGACGGCCCAUCUGGUGUAGAUGUUGUGAUCCUCUCCCUCCCCAAUGGCAUAUCAGAGGCCAUGUCUACUAUGAUGGAGAAUAUAGAUACUGUCAACAGCAAGUUGUUUCAGGCAUGUGGGAACCCCAGAGAGGGAGGAACCAGCACCACAGGAUUGGAAGACAUAGUGAAUAAAGGGAAGAUUAUAGUGGAGGACAGGGUGGGACCCAGCACUGGCAAACUUGAAAAACUGGUGUCUGAUGUGACCAAGAGGUUGAGGGACAUGCAGCCAUACUGGGUUUCUCUUCCAAGUAUCCUCUGUGCCGACAGAGUGGCCACCGGAGCGGGCGCUGAGGAUAAAUGUUGGAAUGGCAUGAACCGUGCUAGAUAUCUUCCUGAGGUGAUGGGUGACGGCCUUGCCAGUCAGAUCAACAAUCCUGAGGUGGAGAUUGACAUCACCAAGCCAGACAUGAUGAUACGCCAGCAGAUAAUGCAGCUGAAGGUCAUGACCCACCGCCUCAAGCAGGCCCUCAAUGGCAAAGAUGUAGACUUCCAGGACACCAGUGAUGAUGUCAGUGGUUCAGGAAGUGGCAUGUGCGCCGAUGAUGUCUGUCGAGGUCCACGCAUGUCUGUCCCCAGCACAGACCGACCCAAACUCUAUGCCUACCCUCCAGAGAACAAGAAGGUGGUGAAAGGCUCAGCCAGUCAGAACCUCCCCUGCAUCACCAUUUACCUGCUUUCACUGGUCACUUUGCUGCUCCGGCGAUAAUUGCCAGGGGAAUCCACCAAUCGGGACUGAGUUUGGGACUUGGUGGGCGGGGAAAGGCUGAAAGGGUGGGAGAAGAAGUUGGGGGUUAGUUACUUUGCCAAAACUAAAUAAAUAUAAGGAAACAACAACAAAAAAAAUACUUGGAUGGACCUCCUUUUGGUCUCGGAUUCGAACAAAAUGGAAUGAUGAGUAUUCAUAGAUGUUUUGGUUCUGCUCUUGUCUUUUAUUUUGUGCUAUAUUAUGACAUCAUUAGAGCUGGUCUUUUCGCAUCUUCUAAUAUUUUGUUUCUGGUGUUUGGGUUCUCUGAGAUUAUAUCUGUACCGAAGACAUGUGUAAGACCAUAGAGUUAACAGUAUGUUGGUGUUGACACCAUGGGGAGAGGGAAGGAAGAGUUGUGCUUUGCAUAAGCGCUGAGCCGGGUAUUUGUUAUUCCACUCUAAAACAACAUUUGUGUUCUGUAGGCUUAUUUAUUUAUUAAUAACUGAGGACAACAGACCCCAGAGUGGUUUCACCGCUCCCUAAUAUUUAUAGAAAAAGUACACCAACCGCAAGCUCAAAUGAAAUAAAGUAUUGAUGAGUUUUAAAGGAGGAUAAUCUGGACAGCAUGGCCCUGAGUAAGACCCUCCAAACCUCUUAACGCACUAAGCCCACGGCAUCAUUACACUCACACACAAACUCUCUCAGAGAGGAUGAGAGCGCUCUGCGUCAGCACUUUCUGCCGUUUCAUCAUGUAAGCUGUAAUAAUAGCCGCGAUCACAUUCACACAGACAUGAUCCUCUACUGUGAGAGUAAUGUGACCCUUCCACCACACGAUCCAUCCACUCAUCCCUACAUUCCCCCCGCCCUCCCCUGCUGGAGCUGAUCUCUCCCUCUCUCUCCAGGCCCUGCUGGCUGUGUAGGAGCAUGUGGGGAGUUUUGGUGUAAGCAAAACACAUGCUAGGCCAGGCCAGGUCUCAGAUGACAGCACCUUCCCACUAUAGAGCACUGUAUGGGGAACGGGGUGUCAGUUUAAGAUUGCCCUCACAGCAAAGGAUUUUGACAGUUUAUGACAUUGGAAACGCGCUAGCAGCAAAUAGAAAAGAAAUGUAUGUCCCAUACCACAAACGCAGAAUGCUGUCAUUUAGAGCUUUUUCACCUAUUCAUUCUAUGUGUGCAACCGAGCAAAUAUGUAACAUGCAUCACUGAUAUGCUCUCUGCAAAGUUCCAGUGUCUCUAAGAUUUGCUUCAUAAUUGCCAACAACAAUGGUUUGUAUUUU
Molecule: messenger RNA, 3391 nt
Organism: Myripristis murdjan (pinecone soldierfish)
Lineage: Eukaryota; Metazoa; Chordata; Actinopteri; Holocentriformes; Holocentridae
Gene: gpc1b
Product: glypican 1b
Exons: 10
Coding region: 483-2135 (550 amino acids)
Biological process (GO): cell migration; regulation of protein localization to membrane; negative regulation of fibroblast growth factor receptor signaling pathway
Cellular component (GO): synapse; plasma membrane; extracellular region
Molecular function (GO): fibroblast growth factor binding
Source: RefSeq, a predicted model, not a curated record